GCAUGGAAACAAAGCAGCAGGCUCACUGCCAUCACUCCAUUCGCUCACUUUUUCCUCUUGAUCUGCAUCACUCUGUUUUUCUAUCAUGGCACUCAACGGCACAUGGAAGAACGACCGUAAUGAAAACUAUGACAAGUUUAUGGAACAGAUGGGCAUUAACAUGGUAAAGAGAAAGCUGGCAGAACAUGACAACCUGAAGCUCAUCAUCGAGCAGAAUGGAGACAAGUUCACCAUUAAGGAGUCCAGCAAUUUCAGGACCAAAGAUGUUGAGUUCACACUGGGGGUGCAGUUCGAGUACACGAUGGCCGACGGCACAGAUCUCACUGGAACAUGGGUGAUGGAGGGAGAGACUCUAAAAGGCACCUUCAACAGGAAGGACAAUGGCAAAAUUCUGACCACCACCCGCUCAGUGGUUGGAGGGGAACUCGUACAGUGCUACAACUACGAGGGUGUCGACGCUAAGAGGAUUUUUAAGAAGGCAUAAAGGAGGUGUGGAAAAGGCCUGUCCAGUGUUUGAGCAGAUUUUAUAUGAAACGGUCAUUGUUGUCAUUGCCUGUUAUGUUCUCAAAAUAAAUGUAAGGAUUUUUACAACUGUA
Messenger RNA from Silurus meridionalis, 596 nucleotides. Its product is annotated as fatty acid-binding protein, intestinal-like. The transcript has 4 exons. Gene Ontology annotation, cellular component: cytosol; nucleus. Gene Ontology annotation, biological process: fatty acid transport. NCBI's taxonomy places the organism in Eukaryota, Metazoa, Chordata, Actinopteri, Siluriformes, Siluridae. Gene Ontology annotation, molecular function: fatty acid binding. The record is from RefSeq and is a predicted model, not a curated record. The coding region runs from base 86 to 484 and encodes 132 amino acids.